Theobroma umbraticum is the source of this 578-nucleotide messenger RNA. RefSeq names its product cytochrome-c oxidase/ electron carrier. The record is from RefSeq and is a predicted model, not a curated record. NCBI's taxonomy places the organism in Eukaryota, Viridiplantae, Streptophyta, Magnoliopsida, Malvales, Malvaceae.
CCCGGAAUUAUAUAAAGACCGUUUCCUGUACUACUUUAAUCCCGAUAGCGUCAUACUCGUCGAGAAUUUCUAGGGUUUUCAUAGAAGCAGCAUCAAUUUACUCUCAGGAUGUCAGAGCCACCAUUCAGACCUAGGGAGAAGCUUCUGGAGAAGCAGAAAUAUUUUCAAAGCAUCCAGAAACACACUUACCUGAAAGGACCUUAUGAUAAGAUCACAUCUGUUGCCAUUCCUGUUGCUUUGGCUGCAAGUUCUUUGUUUUUAAUUGGACGAGGGAUCUAUAACAUGUCUCACGGGAUCGGAAAGAAAGAAUGAGGCUACUCAUGCUUGGGAGACAAUGUAUUCCUGGACUUCUGUGGUUUUUAGCAUGAAGUGGCUUGUUUAUUAGCUCUAAUAAUUGUUUGGUUUGCUUACAUUUUUGCUGCCAAUGGAAAUUUUAAAGCUACCUUGAUGGGCUUUUCUCAGUUUGAUUUUGAUUCUUUUGAAAGCUACAUGAUGUGAUAUCAGGAUUCAGCAAAGCUGUUAAUGUUUUCUAUGCUCAAUAAUUUGGUGUCUGUGUUCCUUAAUAUUCCUUGUAAAAA